AUGGAUGUGGAAGAUGACAACAUGGUUCACGACCAGUACGACUUUAUGCUGCAGUUUUCUUGCUAUGUGCUGGCUGAUAAGCUGCAAGCAAGUGGAUUCAAAUGCUACAUCAUGGAUGAGAUUCGGUGUCAUGAAGAGUUCUGUGACCCGAUUAACUUGACUGUGGAUCACAUCCGGUAUGCCUACGACAACACAGUCAGGCAGAAUGAUCCUUUACGGCGACUUUGUCCCAUGAUCAGGUGUAAACGGAUAUCCAUUUGGCAAAUUAUCAAUGAUUUCAAGUUCAUUGCUCUCAUGGAAGAAGGAGGGGCGUUUGUGAGAGACAUGAUGCAGAUGUCUUGGAAGCUGACUCUUAAAACAGAGGGAGCAAAUGAAGAGACAACUUAG
Aspergillus chevalieri is the source of this 387-nucleotide messenger RNA. RefSeq lists its product as uncharacterized. The record is from RefSeq and is a predicted model, not a curated record. Bases 1 to 387 code for a protein of 128 amino acids. NCBI's taxonomy places the organism in Eukaryota, Fungi, Ascomycota, Eurotiomycetes, Eurotiales, Aspergillaceae. The transcript has a single exon.